Rhopilema esculentum is the source of this 1768-nucleotide messenger RNA. RefSeq names its product glutathione reductase, mitochondrial. Lineage: Eukaryota; Metazoa; Cnidaria; Scyphozoa; Rhizostomeae; Rhizostomatidae. Gene Ontology annotation, biological process: glutathione metabolic process; cell redox homeostasis; cellular response to oxidative stress. Gene Ontology annotation, molecular function: flavin adenine dinucleotide binding; glutathione-disulfide reductase (NADPH) activity; NADP binding. The record is from RefSeq and is a predicted model, not a curated record. Gene Ontology annotation, cellular component: mitochondrion; cytosol.
AAAAUCACAGACAAAUGAAAAUAAACAAAGUACUGUUUACUUUGAUCGGAAAACAAUAGAAUAGCAAUGCCACAGGCAUGCGAGACAAAGAGUUAAGAAGCCUCACUUUUGUUCUUAUCUCUUUUUAUUGAAUGUAAGUAAACGAUAUGCUUCCUUUGGUGCGUCAAAACAGAAGGUGGAUCUUCAAACAAAUUUACAAAUCGAAAAUUUUCAUCAGUUUUUUGAGUGAGAUGGCCCCAACACGAUCAUUUGAUUACCUGGUCAUUGGAGGUGGCAGCGGUGGAAUUGCAAGUGCAAGGAGAGCUGCAGAAUUUGGCGCCAAGGUGGCUUUGGUCGAAAAAGCUAGGCUAGGCGGUACUUGUGUCAAUGUUGGUUGUGUCCCAAAAAAGAUUAUGUUCAAUACUGCAUUUCAUGCUGAACUUUUGAAUGAUAUGAAAGACUUUGGUUUUGAUGUUACCAAUAAUGGAUUUGAUUGGGGCCAUGUUAAAGUUGCAAGAGAUGCUUAUGUCAAGAGACUUAAUGGAAUCUAUGAUGGAAACUUAAACAAGUCUGGUGUUGAGGUUUUCAGUGGGGCUGCAACAUUUGAAGAAGAUGGUAGCUGCAAAGUUGGAGAUUUAACACUAGCAGCUAAGAAUGUUUUAAUUGCGACUGGAGGCUACCCAAUAAUUCCAGAUAUACCUGGAGCAAGGGAACAUGGAAUUACAAGUGAUGGGUUUUUUGAUUUGGAAACAUUACCAAAGAAGGUUGUAGUUGUUGGUGCUGGUUACAUUGCUGUCGAGUUGGCUGGCAUUUUAGGAGUUCUUGGCUCAGAAACCCAUUUGAUAAUCCGGCAAAACCGUGUAUUGAGAACUUUUGACUCAAUGUUAAGUGAAAAAGUGACAGAGGAACUGCUGGAUUCUGCAAAAGUUCAUUUACACCGAUACUCAUUACCGAGCAGUGUUGAAAAAUCUUCAAAUGGCAAAUUUACCCUGAAAUUCACGUCUAGAGAUGGCCCUGAUGAUCCUUCAAGGAACGAAGAAAUUUCCGAUGCUGACUGCGUUUUGUUUGCUGUGGGUAGGAGCCCAAGCAGCCAGAAUAUCGGGCUUGAAAAGUUGGGAAUCAAAACAGACAAACGAGGGCAUAUAAUUGUUGAUGAGUACCAAAACACAAGCAAAAAUGGUUUCUAUGCUCUUGGUGAUGUCUGCGGAAAGGCAUUGCUGACUCCUGUUGCUGUAGCAGCAGGAAGGAGGCUAGCGCACAGAAUCUUCAAUAAUGAGACUGAAUCCAAACUUGACUACAGCAACAUCCCAACAGUUGUGUUCAGUCACCCGACAAUAGGCACUUGUGGAAUGAGUGAAGAAGAGGCGAAAAAGCAAUAUGGGGAAGAUAACAUCAAAAUCUACUCAUCGCAGUUUGUUAAUCUGUAUUUUGCCCUCUCUGAGCAUAAGCCUAAAACAAUGAUGAAGCUAGUUUGCCUCAAGCCAAAUGAAAAGAUUCUGGGGCUGCACAUGAUUGGAAUGGGAUGUGACGAAAUUCUCCAGGGAUUUUCUGUGGCAAUCAAGAUGGGUGCGACAAAGCAAGAUUUUGACAAUACAGUUGCUAUUCAUCCCACUGCCGGAGAAGAGCUGGUCACAAUGAGGUAAAGCAAGUCCAUUUGAUACAAAACUGACAAUAAAAUCACCGCACAAUGUAGGAAAUAUAUUUUGAUUUAGCACUUAUUUUAUAUUAUUUUUAUCGCAAAUUAUCGAAAUGAUAAAAAACAUUAUAAGAAUGAUUAGUCAAUCGUUAA